AUGGCCUCUGAAUCACCGUCGGAGACACUUGGUAUGGACAAACUCAUCCAACGCCACCCGCUGCAAAAGCUCCAGUCGCCCUCGCGAGGCGUCUCAGCCCUCCUUCACUCAGCCGGUCUUGCCAGCUUCGCCUACAGCUUCCACUGGCUGAGCACGCACCCCAACCACAUCAACAGCGCGUACGGGUGGCACUUCCAGUACCUGACCAUCAUCGGGCUGACGCUCGCCACCGUCACCUUCGUGCUGGGCCUGCUGGCCGACCUGACGCUGUCCCGGCGGCUGUUCGCCGCGAAGAACGUGCUGAGCAUGUGCUCGGCGCCGAUGGAGGUGCUGGUCAGCACGCUGUACUGGGGCCUGCGCGCGAUCGACCCGCAGCUGGUGGUGCCCAAGGAGCUGGAGCUGCCGCUCCCGACGGACGUCAGCUUCCACGCCACGCCGUCGGCCCUGCUGCUCGUCGACCUGCUGCUCUUCAGCCCGCCGUGGACCAUCACCGCCGUGCCCGCCGUCGUGCUCAGCACCGCCAUCGCCUUCCUCUACUGGUUCUGGAUCGAGCUGUGCUACUCCUACAACGGCUUCUACCCGUACCCGCUCUUCGCCCUGCUGGACCAGACCCAGCGCGUCGCCCUGUUCGGCCUGAGCGCCGUCGUCAUGGCGGGGAACACGGUCGUCUUGAAGCGCAUCUAUGCGCUGCUCAAUGGGUCGCAGAAGGCCGGGACGGAGAAGCCGGGCAGGUUGAAGAAUUAA
Fonsecaea erecta is the source of this 744-nucleotide messenger RNA. RefSeq lists its product as hypothetical. The record is from RefSeq and is a predicted model, not a curated record. Lineage: Eukaryota; Fungi; Ascomycota; Eurotiomycetes; Chaetothyriales; Herpotrichiellaceae. The transcript has a single exon. Gene Ontology annotation, cellular component: membrane; endomembrane system. Bases 1 to 744 code for a protein of 247 amino acids.